AUGUUUAAAAGUGAAAAGGGCUGGAAGUCACGGCGUCCAUCGUCGACAUCGUUUUGGAAUUUUUCCGGGUCGUCUCCAAUGUCACCAGCGAGUUCUCACAAUAGAGUAGCAGCUCCUGCGUAUAGACCAUUACUGAACUUCUUGCUGCGGAGAAAGAUUCUUAUUGUGAUUUUUAUUUUCAUUUUGUUACUGUCGUUGUUCACGGCAGUGCCAUUUUUGCCGCAUUUCUCGUUUGGUUCUGCCAACUACGUCAUCAUUUUGGCUGCCAACGAGGGCGGUGGUGUCAUGCAAUGGAAGGGUGCUAGAGAAUGGUCGGUUGAACGAUCCAGUAUAGCCAAUAAGAAGCAAUAUGCCGAGCGUCAUGGAUACAACUUGGCUAUUAAAGACGUGUCUGCCAAAAAGAGAUAUGCUCAUGAAUGGAGAGAGUCGUGGGAGAAGGUCGAUAUUAUCAAGGAAACCAUGCGCCAGUUCCCAAAUGCUGAAUGGUUUUGGUGGCUCGAUCUACACACAUAUAUAAUGGAGCCUCAGAUCAGUCUCGAUUCGCACAUUUUCCGCAAUCUGUACAAUGAGACGUAUCGCGAUGCUUCAUAUUUCAACCCACUAAGCAUUCCCAUUGAAAUCCCCUACGUAGACUACAACCAACCCAUCGACCUGGUCAUCUCACAAGACUGUGGUGGUUUUAAUCUGGGUAGUUUCUUCAUUCGUCGUUCCGAAUGGACUGAAAAGUUGCUCGAUAUCUGGUGGGACCCAGUGUUUUACGAACAAAAACACAUGGACUGGGAACACAAGGAGCAGGAUGCUCUUGAAACUCUGUAUAGGAACCAGGCAUGGAUCAGAGGCCGUGUCGGUUUCAUCCCACUGCGUAAGAUGAACUCGUUCCCUCCUGGUGCCUGUAGCGACAUGGCCGACGACAGCAGGUUGUUCUAUAACGAAAAAGAACGCGACUUUGUCGUCAACAUGGCAGGCUGUGAAUGGGGCCGUGACUGCUGGGGAGAGAUGGAGCAUUACAAAGCUCUCAGCAAAAAGCUUCACCAAAAGAAGUUCUGGUUUUUCUAA
This is a messenger RNA of Sugiyamaella lignohabitans, 1056 nucleotides long. RefSeq names its product Mnn10p (gene MNN10). Gene Ontology annotation, biological process: protein N-linked glycosylation. Gene Ontology annotation, molecular function: glycosyltransferase activity. NCBI's taxonomy places the organism in Eukaryota, Fungi, Ascomycota, Dipodascomycetes, Dipodascales, Trichomonascaceae. The record is from RefSeq and is a predicted model, not a curated record. Bases 1 to 1056 code for a protein of 351 amino acids. Gene Ontology annotation, cellular component: Golgi membrane. The transcript has a single exon.